This is a messenger RNA of Rhodamnia argentea, 464 nucleotides long. Its product is annotated as heavy metal-associated isoprenylated plant protein 2. Bases 62 to 394 code for a protein of 110 amino acids. The transcript has 3 exons. The record is from RefSeq and is a predicted model, not a curated record. Gene Ontology annotation, molecular function: metal ion binding. Lineage: Eukaryota; Viridiplantae; Streptophyta; Magnoliopsida; Myrtales; Myrtaceae.
UCUGUUCUCACAAAACCGAGGAAGCUGAUCGGACUCAUUGCUCCGACCCUCUGAAGCAUCCAUGGCGAAGAAAACCGUCGUGAAGGUGAGCAUUACAGGCGAGAAGGAGAAAAGGGACGUACUGAAAGCCGUCGCCAAACUCGAAGGUAUCAAUGAACUGUCGAUGGACGUCGCGAAGGGGACGCUGACCGUGAUAGGCGAUGCCGACCCGGUGUGCAUCAUCACGUGCCUGAGAAAGAAGUGCGGGAGGUGCGCGGAAAUUCAAACAGUUGGGCCACCGAAGCCGGAAAAGCCUAAGCCUAAAUGCCCGUCCCCGUGCCGGCUCCCGCCGUGCCGCCCCUACCCUUAUUCCAGCUGUUGCGAAUACGAGGCCAACGCUUGCUCCAUCCUUUGACGAAUGCUCUUUAUGCGCCUCUUGUUUGGUCCCAGAUUUGGGAUUAAUGCCGCGAGAUUGGGUGUUCCUU